Molecule: messenger RNA, 2116 nt
Organism: Lolium perenne
Lineage: Eukaryota; Viridiplantae; Streptophyta; Magnoliopsida; Poales; Poaceae
Molecular function (GO): protein binding
Source: RefSeq, a predicted model, not a curated record
CCCCUACUCUUUCUGCUGUUGGCUAGGUCAUCGAUAUCGAUCCCCACCCCACCCGUCAAUGCAAGGGAUAAUCCAGUUCACCUCCCCAAUCAACUAAAUUCUGCCCCCGGCGAUCGUGAGAGCGCCGACGCCCCGAUCGAAUCACCGGACCAGUGAUGCCGGUUGCCGUCACACAUGAGGAGGGGGAGGGGUCCGGAUCCAGGAAAUCCUGCUCCCCUGCGCUCCGUCGAGGCAGGAAGCGGAACAGGGGUGGGACCUCUACCGCCGAGGCCAUGACGACCCGGUCGAGGGCGCGCGAUCAGCAGCAAUUCUCGCGCUCCAAAUCGGCAAGGAACAAGCUUGAUGGGAGCGGUGAGAGAUUGCCAUCGGAGGGGUGCGGGAAAAGGAAAAAAGCCAAGCUUGAUGGGAGCGGCCGGCGAGUAUCAUCGGAGAGGUCCUCCAGGAAACGGAAAAGGAGGUUGGAGAGGAAGGCAAAGAAGAGAACUAGGGGGGAGGAGGAGGAGGAUGGCUCCUGCUCCUCUGCAGGCAGCUCUCCGCUUCGCGAGCCUUACAUGCCCCAUGACAUUGUAAUAGGAAAAUCCAUCGACCCUUUGAUAUACGACAAGUAUAGCGAUAUGCAGGACAAGUACUACCGGAAAAUAGCUCGCCAGAUGGAAAUACCCAUGCUUUAUGAGCGUACACCUCCAAAUUGCCUGGUUAAUGAUCCAACCCUCCUUCACAUCCGUGAACCUGCAAGGCAGAUAGUGCUUUCUGCUGCUCAAUUUGUCGUUGGCCUUUCUUCCUCAAUAGAUGGUAAGCCGCUAGCAUGGUGUUCUGGUAUAUUGAAGGAUUUGGAUAGAAAGAAGAGAACUGGUACCGUUGUGACGACUGCACAUCUGAUUCGCACGGCGCGUCCAUCACCGGAUGCUUGGUUAUGCAGAGACGAGUAUGCUUCUAAUGUUAAGGUUACUGUCCACUUGCGGGGUGGCGCCGUUGCAAAGGGCCGCCUGCUCUACCACCAGAAGCACUAUAAUCUUGCUUUCUUCAGGGUUAAAAUGCAUCAAUCUAUUCAGUUACCCCAUUUUAUCGAUAAAGUGGAAUGUGCUCAAGACAUUUUUGAGCUUGGAAGAGAUGAAUCUGUCAAACUAGUGAUACAUCAUGGUAGAGUGAAAUAUUCGAAUCCAGACGUGUAUGAGCGGAAUCACCAUAUGCGCAUUGAAGGUCCACAUCGAAACCGUGAGUAUGAUAAUGGAGGUCCUGUCAUUGACUUAGACGGGAAGGUUGUGGGAAUGAUCGACAGUUGUCCAGAAGGGUCUUUUAUACCUUCUUCAAUUUUACUCAAGUGCUUUCAUCUGUGGGAAAACUUUGGGCGCAUCCGUCGACCCCACCUUGGAUUGAAAUUUUCUGCCAUCAGCCUUCUAAACCCUGUUCAUGUUGAGGAUAUAUUGAUCAAGCAUAAGAUUAAGGAGGGUCUUAUUGUUCUAGAGGUGUCAGCAGACUCUACUGCUGAAAAAUGUGGAAUUCGAGUUGGGGAUGUGGUUGAACGUGUCAAUGGAAAAUGCAUUUCUACUGUUGUGGAGUUAGAAGACAUGUUGCUGAGCAUAGUGGUGAACAGUGAAGAUGGCCUUGAUUCUGAUCUGGAUGUGGAGAUUCAGAUAUACUGCACGCGUAGACAUCUUCGGAGAAUCAAAGUAUUGACUGUGAAGGUAUCUGAAGAUGCUGAAUUUGUUGCAAGAGGCUUACAGGUUUUCUCAGCUUCCGGUCUGGUGACUUCUUCACCCCGUACUUCACCCAGUACUUCACCAAGUGAGCCCAGGCUAGAGGAGGAACGUUGUUACGCCUAUUAAGUACCAGGAGGAAGGAGAGGAGGAGGUAGUCUCGUCAUGAGCUGUUUUUUGUGCUUUGGUUUAGUAUUCUGUAAUGGGUUUGAAGCACACCUAGUGGAUAGCGUACAUUGUAAUGGAUUAGACGCAUCUACUGGAUCAUAUAUAGUGCACCAUUGCAACUUGCUGCGUCCGCCCGCCAGAGACACGUGUUGUCUUGCUCCUAUUUGACGUGAACAUGAUUUUAUCUCAUAUAUCUAAAAUAGCCGUUUGCCCUGCUUUAGAAAUAAAGCAACAUUUUAUAUGAUCAUAAA